UUUCGUGGGGGUCUCGUCCCCUUCAAAAGGACACCACCAGCUCGUCGCCUACCUUCCCCAUGAUCGCUCCUCCCCCCGCUCCUCACCGCCUCCCCCUCUCGAUUUUCCCCAGAAAAUCCGACGGGAAACGGCGAGAAAGUUUAUCGCGAAAUCGGCGAGACUCGAUCACGACGCCUCCACCGCGGCGUCCGUGAUAUAGCGAGGGGAUGCUUCGCGGCUCCGCUGCAGUUGGCGCGCUGCUCCGUUAGCUCCGGUCCUCGUUCGGAUGAACUUUUUUUUUUUUUUGAAUGCUUCGUAGAUUCUUCGCCUGAUUUCUCGGUCAUCUGAUGAAAGAGGAGGAGGCGAUGGGCGAUGAAAUGGAAGGAUGGAGCGACAAGGAAUGCGAUCCUGAUUACGAGUUCGACGCGGCUCGUUUCUACGAUUUCUGCCGCUCCGAGACGCGCUCGGAGGCCGAAGCAGCCGAGCGUUGGUUUGAAUACGCCGGAACUUGUCCGCCUUCGCCCUUGGUAGUGAAACUGAGGUGGAGCGAUCACGAUCCGAGAGAAGAUGCAGAGAUGUCCUCAAGAAUGGAUGGUCAAGAUGACGUGAAUUCUGUCUCUACAGACGUGGAUCAUGACGUGGACUCGGAGGUUUCAGCACUAAAUAGCAGCGACCAAGCAGAAAAGACCCCAAAAGUCAAAAUCAAGCCACUGGUGGAGUCAUCCUCCCCUAGAAGUUCAACUUUGAUGAAGCCCACAGCCAGCUACUUGGCCAAGCAAAACCGGAGCCUAGAAGUUCGUUUUAGUAGUUUCCUGAGGUCCAACAAGUUUUCAGUCAAAAAUCAUAAAACAUCUUUGCAGAACUCACCCCUAAGUGAGAAUCGAGCUACCAAACGACAAAAGCUAGAAGCAGGCUAUUUGCAAAAGGUUGCUAAUUUGAAGCACCAAACUCCUCUACAUCACAAAUUAUCUAAAAAGGUUGGAUAUGAUAUUGACUCGGUGCUUGUUAGACGGAACUAUACAAUUCCAAAAGAAUUUUCUUUGGAAACAGCCCGUAGGGCACAAAGACACAGUUUCAGGUCUAAAAAUAGAGCAGAGUCUGGUGAACAUGCCAAAUCAAACUCGCCAGUUUUGAAGGCAUGCCAAUUGCACUGUAAAGUACCUUUAGCAACUCUCCAUAAGAAAAGCACAUUAGGGUUCCAGGAAGAAGAUGCUUCUCCUCCUCUUUCUACUUCAGAAAAUGUAAUGCCAGAAGUCAAUAGACCGACUUCUGCUGUUACUCACAGUCAGACUUGUAAUGUUGCUCCUAAAUUUGGAGCUUCAGCAAAUAAUAAGGAAACAAAAUGCCAAAGGAAAAAGCAUGACCCACCAGUGGACCUCUUUGAAAAGCUCUCCUUAAAACCUAGAUCUCAGCUGAAUUCAAAGACUCGGUCGAAAGCUCCUCUGAUCACAGGGUUUGGUUCCUCUAAGAAGGUCUUGUUUUCGAAGCCAACUACCUGAAAAAGUGAUGUUGAUCCAUCAGGAAUAUGAGGUAGACCAUGGACCAGGCUGUUCUUCACAUUAACCAAGAAUCAGUCGUUUUGGAAAAUCAAUCUGUAAGGUUUCAUCAGAUCUCACACAGUUACAUCAACAGAUGGUAGAAAGGGAUGAUACGUCAUCCACUGUCAUAAGAUGGCAGAUUCAGUGUGGGAGGGGCAAGCGGAUUGCUGGAGUUGGACAACUAGCCUGCAUUAACAGAUGAUGCCAGUCAUAUGUACCAGCUGCUGUUCGAGAUGACUGGAUCCCAUUGUGGCUCCUUUAACUCAAGGAAUGCCUACUCUUUUAGGGCGGAAGUUGUACAGUCAUUAAAGAUGCAUAUGGGUCACCACAACUGUGGCAUACACGUGAUUGCGGAUGUCAAAUGUAGGCCUUUGCUUUUCCCAGCCGCAUUUGGAAAAUCUAAGAUGCAACCGCCUUCGUGUGCCUCAGGAACGUCAACAUCAGAUCAAGAAGGCGUCCACUGAUAAUGAUCCCAAGAAGGUCACCUGGUUAUAAAGGACGUGACGAUUAAAGAUGCUCAUCUAAGGAUAAAUCUUGCGGCUCAAAUCUCUUAUCAUCGGCUGAGGAUGGCUGUGCCCAAUUACAACGGUACUUCCCCUGAUUUAAGCCUUUUUACGUUGAUGGUACAUGCCAGUCUGCGACAUUCGUAUCCUCAACAAAAACAAUUUUCAUGGCUUUGCCUUUACACACUGUGUUUUACCUUGUGGAUUGAUAAAAUUUGCAUGUAAAAGAUAGCCAGUGCCCUCUCAGUAAAUGCAAGCACGAACGGUUGGAGAUAA
Molecule: messenger RNA, 2296 nt
Organism: Eucalyptus grandis
Lineage: Eukaryota; Viridiplantae; Streptophyta; Magnoliopsida; Myrtales; Myrtaceae
Product: protein TPX2
Exons: 14
Coding region: 327-1478 (383 amino acids)
Biological process (GO): regulation of mitotic spindle organization; mitotic spindle assembly; activation of protein kinase activity
Cellular component (GO): mitotic spindle; nuclear microtubule
Molecular function (GO): microtubule binding; protein kinase activator activity
Source: RefSeq, a predicted model, not a curated record